This is a messenger RNA of Exophiala mesophila, 2111 nucleotides long. RefSeq lists its product as uncharacterized. Gene Ontology annotation, biological process: carbohydrate metabolic process; glycosaminoglycan metabolic process. Gene Ontology annotation, molecular function: beta-N-acetylhexosaminidase activity. Lineage: Eukaryota; Fungi; Ascomycota; Eurotiomycetes; Chaetothyriales; Herpotrichiellaceae. The transcript has a single exon. Gene Ontology annotation, cellular component: membrane. Bases 80 to 1909 code for a protein of 609 amino acids. The record is from RefSeq and is a predicted model, not a curated record.
CACAUCAUGGUCCUUGCUUCGUUUCUGAAAUCUGGCCCUGUGUUCCCUUCCCCCAUCUCCUCGUUGCUGCUCAUCCAAGAUGUUGACCUUGGUCCAACUUACUUGGGCAAUUGCCAUCGCAUCAAGCAGCCUCUCCCACUUGGUUCAAGCCGUUCAGGUCAACCCUCUACCAGCUCCUCAGAACAUUACCUGGGGAUCCUCGGGCUCAAAGUCCAUUGCUGGCUAUUUGGUAUUGAAUGGUCCGUCUUCACAGAUCGUCGACGACGCUUGGUCGAGAGCUUGGAAUACCAUCACCACCCUGCAAUGGGUCCCAGCUGCAGUAGAGGCUCCCUUCCCUUCAUUCGAGGCUUUUCCUACGGCGACUGCUGCUCCUUCCAGGGUCAAGCGGCAGAAUUCAUAUCUAGGUCAAAUCGAUUUGACCAUUGAGGAUCUGGAAGCCGAUCUUGAACUUGGUGUGGACGAGUCUUACACUCUGGACAUCACGUCAAGUUCUACCUCAGUCAACAUCACCGCAGCAACUGUUUGGGGUGCUCUCCACGCAUUCACAACCUUGCAACAAUUGAUCAUUUCAGAUGGUCAUGGAGGCCUACUCAUCGAGCAACCAGUAUCCAUCGUUGACCAUCCUAAUUACUCCCACCGUGGAAUUCUUAUUGACACAGGUCGCAACUUCAUUAGUCUGAACAAGAUCCAAGAACAGAUAGACGGCCUUGCACUGUCCAAACUCAAUGUCUUGCACUGGCAUCUGGUCGAUUCGCAAUCAUGGCCCGUCCAAAUCGAUGCCUACCCUGAGAUGGUCAAGGGUGCGUACUCGACCAAGGAGAUCUACUCUCACGACGACAUACGUGGAAUCAUUGCCUACGCUCGAGCCCGCGGCGUACGAGUCAUUCCCGAGAUUGAUAUGCCAGGCCAUACUUCUGCAGGCUGGACAGACAUCGACCCCGACAUUGUCACUUGUGCCAAUUCAUGGUGGUCCAACGAUGAUUGGGCUUUGCAUACCGCAGUGGAGCCCAAUCCUGGUCAACUGGACGUUCUCAACAACAAGACCUACGAGGUGGUUGCGAAUGUUUACCACGAAAUUUCUACUAUCUUCACAGACAAGGUCUUCCACAUCGGCGGUGAUGAAGUGCACUCCAACUGUUUUAACUUCAGCUCUCUGACUCGUGAAUGGUUUGCUGCCAACGAGUCUCGCUCGUACAACGAACUCCUUCAACUUUGGAUGGAUAAGAGCCUCCCCAUUUUCAACUCGGUGCCUGACCGCCGUCUUAUGAUGUGGGAAGACAUUGUCCUGGCCACUGACCAUGCCACCAAUGUCUCUAAGGACAUCAUCCUGCAAUCCUGGAAUAACGGUCUCACCAAUAUCCAGAACCUCACCUCGCAAGGCUAUGACGUGAUUGUAUCCUCGGCCGAUUUUUUCUACCUCGAUUGUGGCUUCGGUGGCUGGGUACCUAAUGAUCCCCGGUAUAACGUCCAAGCCAAUCCUAAUGCCACGGGUCCUCCCACUUUCAACUAUCUGGGUCCUGGAGGAUCGUGGUGUGCUCCAUACAAGACAUGGCAACGAAUCUAUGACUACGACUUCACGUUGAACCUGACUGAUAGCGAGAAAUCCCACAUACUCGGCGCCGAAGCUCCAUUGUGGUCCGAGCAGGCCGAUGAUACCGUCAUCUCAUCCAAGAUCUGGCCCCGGGCCGCCGCCCUGGCCGAGCUCGUCUGGUCUGGCAAUCGAGACCCUGCCACGGGCAUCAAACGCACCACCCAAUUGACUCAACGCAUCUUGAAUUUUCGAGAGUACCUCGUGGCCAACGGGAUCCAAGCAACCGCACUGGUACCCAAGUACUGUCUACAGCACCCUCACGCCUGCGAUCUAUACCAGAAUCAGACCAUUAUGGCCGAUUACUUUGUCGCAGGCUGAAAGUCUUGUGACCGUCUGAUGGUCAAGUCCUUGGUUGACUUGUUUAAUGCGGGUGGUGUAUAUUGGAUAGGAGGAAUUGCUGCGGCGUCGCUCAGCUUACGAAGAAACGUAGUAGUACAGGUGACUGAGGUUGAAUAUCGACCGACGUAAAAAGCAUGCAUACAUCCGCUGCAUAUAGCUAAGGCCCGACGCUGAUCAUGCU